Rana temporaria (common frog) is the source of this 751-nucleotide messenger RNA. RefSeq names its product biogenesis of lysosomal organelles complex 1 subunit 5 (gene BLOC1S5). The record is from RefSeq and is a predicted model, not a curated record. The transcript is spliced from 5 exons. The coding region runs from base 126 to 680 and encodes 184 amino acids. NCBI's taxonomy places the organism in Eukaryota, Metazoa, Chordata, Amphibia, Anura, Ranidae. Gene Ontology annotation, cellular component: BLOC-1 complex; transport vesicle.
AAUCACGGUGUGAGUUUUGCGGCCCACAGCCGUAGUGUUGGUGGGUGAUUCAGUGCGCUGUGAGCGGGGUCGGCUCUGGUGACAGUGGUCAUGUGACAUGGUGGUCAGCUGUCUCCUCCAGGAACAUGAGUACUACUUCUCCUUCCAGAGCUGCCGCUUCUCCGGUCACGGCGAGCCCCAGAGCCCGGGACAACGUCUAUUCUGUGACACCAGCAGCCCAACUUAUCAUUAAGGAUGUUGGAGAAAUCCAUUCUAGGCUGUUGGAUCACCGGCCAGUUAUCCACGGAGAGACACGGUAUUUCAUUAAGGAGUUUGAGGAAAAGAGAGGAUUUAGAGAACUAAGAGUACUUGAAAAUGUGAAAAACAGCAUAUCUGAAACCAAUGAUCCUGUUCUUCCAAAAUGUAUAGAUACAAUGCAAGACCAGCUGGGGUUGGUGCUAAAAACCUUGGAAACUGCCAAUCAUACCAUCUGCAGGCUCCAGAAGCAAGAGCAGGAGCAUGCAAAGAGCGGUGCAGAGAAAGCUGGUCAUGAGAAACUUUGUGCUAGGUGGGAAGCAUUUCUGAAGGAACAGGAACAAAGACGUCUGGAAGUUGAUGAAGAGCAGCGUAAAGCAGUGCAGCGUCUGAGGGAACAAUAUGUGGAGAUUAACCGAGAACUUACCAAAAUGGCUUCCUUCUAAUAAUUUUCCUACGCAUAUCAAGUUGGCCUAGUUACCUGUUUGCUAUUCUGUUGAGCUGUAAAAAAAAAAAA